CGCGCGUGCUCGCCGUGGGCGCGUGCCCCGCCAGCCCUGGGGGCCCCCGCGGGGUUGCAAGGAUGACCGAAGGGGCGGAGGCGGCGGCCGCGCGUUGAGCGGAACCUGCCGAAGCCCUCGCUAUGGGGCCGCGCGCGCUCUCGCCCCUUACCUUUCUGCGACUAAGGUGGCUGCUGGCGUGUGGCUUGCUGGGCCCGGUCCUCGAUGCCGGGCGGCCAGACUUUGAGCAGACCAUCCAUCUUUCUUCUUAUGAAAUUAUAACUCCUUGGAGAUUAACUAGAGAAAGAAGGGAAGCUCUGAGGCCCAAUUCAAAGCAGAUCUCGUAUGUCAUCCAGGCCCAAGGAAAACAGCAUAUUAUUCACUUGGAAAGAAACACAGACCUUUUACCUAGCGAUUUUGUAGUUUAUACCUACGGUGAGGAAGGCUCCCUACUCUCUGACCAUCCCAACGUACAGAGCCACUGUCAUUAUCGAGGCUAUGUGGAGGGAGUGCCGAAUUCUGCGGUUGCUGUCACUGCCUGCCUUGGACUCAGAGGAUUGCUGCAUUUGGAGAAUGCCAGUUUUGGAAUUGAGCCUCUGCACAACAGCUCACACUUUGAGCACAUAUUUUACCCAAUGGAUGCUGUCCACCAGGAGCCUCUGAGAUGUGGAGUCUCUAACAGGGACACAGAGAAGGAAGCCACCCAGGGGGACGAGGAAGAGCGCCCGAGUGUCAGUCAGCUGCUGCGUAGAAGAAGAGCUGUUCUCCCGCAGACCCGCUAUGUGGAGCUGUUCAUUGUUGUAGACAAGGAACGGUAUGACAUGAUGGGACGGAACCAGACCGCUGUGAGGGAAGAGAUGAUCCGCUUAGCCAACUACCUGGAUAGCAUGUACAUCAUGUUAAACAUUCGAAUUGUGCUGGUUGGACUAGAAAUUUGGACAGAUAGAAAUCCUAUCAAUAUAAUCGGAGGAGCUGGAGAUGUGUUGGGAAACUUUGUACAGUGGCGGGAAAAGUUCCUUAUAACUCGGCGGAGACAUGACAGUGCACAGUUGGUUUUGAAGAAAGGCUUUGGUGGAACUGCAGGAAUGGCAUUUGUAGGAACAGUAUGUUCGAGGAGCCACGCAGGUGGGAUUAAUGUGUUUGGGCAAAUCACUGUGGAGACAUUUGCAUCCAUUGUUGCUCAUGAAUUGGGACAUAACCUUGGAAUGAAUCACGAUGACGGGAGAGAGUGUUUCUGUGGAGCAAAGAGCUGCAUCAUGAGUUCAGGAGCCUCAGGGUCCAGAAACUUCAGCAGUUGCAGUGCCGAGGACUUCGAGAAACUAACUUUGAACAAGGGGGGGAGCUGCCUGCUUAACAUCCCGAAGCCCGACGAGGCCUACAGCGCACCCUCCUGUGGUAAUAAGCUGGUGGAUCCCGGGGAGGAGUGUGACUGCGGCACACCAAAGGAAUGUGAGUUGGACCCAUGCUGUGAAGGAAGCACUUGUAAGCUCAAGUCGUUUGCUGAGUGUGCAUAUGGAGACUGUUGUAAAGAUUGCCAGUUCCUUCCAGGAGGCUCCAUGUGCAGAGGGAAAACCAGUGAGUGUGAUGUCCCUGAGUACUGCAAUGGCUCCUCCCAGUUCUGCCCACCAGAUGUCUUCAUUCAGAAUGGAUAUCCUUGCCAGAACAGCAAAGCCUACUGCUACAAUGGCAUGUGCCAGUAUUAUGACGCACAGUGUCAGGUCAUCUUUGGUUCAAAAGCUAAGGCUGCCCCAAGAGAUUGCUUCAUUGAAGUGAAUUCUAAAGGUGACAGAUUUGGCAACUGUGGUUUCUCUGGCAGUGAGUACAAGAAGUGUGCCACCGGGAAUGCUUUGUGUGGGAAGCUUCAGUGUGAGAAUGUUCAGGACAUGCCCGUGUUUGGAAUAGUGCCAGCUAUCAUUCAGACACCCAGUCGAGGCACCAAGUGCUGGGGUGUGGAUUUCCAGCUUGGUUCCGACGUUCCAGACCCAGGGAUGGUGAAUGAAGGCACCAAAUGUGAUGCUGGAAAGAUUUGUCGGAAUUUUCAGUGUGUAAAUGCUUCUGUCCUGAAUUAUGACUGUGACAUUCAGGGAAAAUGUCACGGUCAUGGGGUGUGUAACAGCAAUAAGAAUUGUCACUGUGAAGAUGGCUGGGCUCCACCACACUGUGACACCAAAGGAUAUGGAGGAAGCGUGGACAGCGGGCCGACAUAUAAUGCAAAGAGCACGGCCCUGAGGGAUGGACUUCUGGUCUUCUUCUUCCUAAUUGUCCCCCUUGUUGCGGCUGCCAUUUUCCUCUUUAUCAAGAGAGAUCAACUACGGAAAACCUUCAGGAAGAAGAGAUCACAAAUGUAUGAGUCAGAUGACAGAAAUCAAGCAAACAUCUCUAGACAGCCAGGAGGUCCAAAUGUCUCCAGACCGCCAGGGGGCCCAGGUGUCUCCAGACCGCCAGGGGGCCCAGGUGUCUCCAGACCGCCAGGGGGCCCAGGUGUCUCCAGACAGCCAGGAGGACCUAGUGUCUCCAGACUGCCACCUGUGCAUGGAAACAAAUUCCCAGUACCAACCUACGCCGCCAAGCAGCCUGCACAGUUUCCAUCAAGGCCACCUCCACCACAACCGAAAAUAUCUUCUCAGGGAAAUUUGAUUCCGGCUCGGCCAGCUCCCGCACCUCCUUUAUACAGCUCCCUCACCUGAUAGUAGGAUAUCACAGUCUUAUUUUUCAAAUGUCUUCAGGGAACUGAGCAAAUGUUUUUUUUUCCUGAUGUUUUCUUGAAAAGCCUUUCUCUUCCAACCAUGAAUGAACACAAACCACCACAGACCAAGCUUUGUUAACACAGGAACCUUGUGGGCAUCGGGAGCUACUGGCCGUGCAGGCACCCCACCAGGGGAUUGAAAACGAACGACUCCAUCAUUAGGAUGUUUCCUUUGGCCACUUGUGAAUUUAAUGCACUUGACGUGGAUUAAGUUAUUUUGAACAUGUUACUGUAAUGAUUUUCAAAUUAACUGUAUUAGUGUAAGAUUUGUCAUUAUGCACUUAAACGUAAUCCUGACUCUUUGACCCCAGUUACCAUUAAUAGUUUCUGGUUGAACAUUUGAAUGUGUAUUAACGUAGGAAGACUAAUUGCCAAUAACAUCUGCAUUUUCAUCUUGCAUGGAUUAACAGCCAUUUAUAUGGACUUAUACCUCUUAAUACACAAAGAAGCAGAUAUCCUGAAGGAGAUUACACAAGAACCACGAUCUCAGAUCAUGAUACACUUGGAAAGUAUGAAAUACUGUAUGUACUCAGUUAUUGGCUUCCAUUUUUCUAUGAUCUUUCAGCUAUAAUAACUAUGAUAGAAAUCGAUUUAACACAAUCAGUUAUUGGCUUCCAUUUUGAAAUAUCUUUAUUUCAUAACGAUUAUGAUAGGAACUGAUUUUAACUCUAAAUUUUCUCUAUGCAUCAUGGGAAAGCGUCACACUAGUGCUGUUUGAAUUGAAGCGCACACUCUAUGGUACGAGGUGUUUACUACACCCAGGCAGACAGGUGUCAAUCGAAGCGGAGCACGGAGGAUACCUUCCAACAUUGAGGUGUUACAAAACCACUUGAGAAUUCACGAGCACUUUAACUCUAAAAUCUGAAUUUCAAAGCUUGAUAUUAAGUCAUUUAGAAUGUUUACAUUUACUAAGGUGUGCUGGAUCCUGUCUCUUUUGACUAAUAUUUUCAUAAAAAUUAGGCUGGAGAAAGGAAGGAAGCAACGGUUUCCUUAGAUAACUACAGAAGUUAUAUUGGUCUCUGUGAUUACUCUCUCAGCUGUAUUAAAAUGAAUUUGUACUUUGAAAGGAAUGAUAUUGACACUAAAAUUUUAAACAUUUAAAUUUUUUCAUAAUCUUUCAUAAAGAAAUUUAAUAAUAGGUAUAUUAACUGAAUUUCAUUAGUUUUUUAAAAUAAUAUUUUGUUUGUGUAUAUAUACAUAUUAAAAUAAAAACAUUUACAACAAAUAAAAUACUUGAAAUUCUU
Apodemus sylvaticus (European woodmouse) is the source of this 3969-nucleotide messenger RNA. RefSeq names its product ADAM metallopeptidase domain 9 (gene Adam9). Gene Ontology annotation, cellular component: plasma membrane. Gene Ontology annotation, molecular function: metalloendopeptidase activity; integrin binding. NCBI's taxonomy places the organism in Eukaryota, Metazoa, Chordata, Mammalia, Rodentia, Muridae. Gene Ontology annotation, biological process: cell-cell adhesion mediated by integrin; transforming growth factor beta receptor signaling pathway; membrane protein ectodomain proteolysis. The transcript has 22 exons. The record is from RefSeq and is a predicted model, not a curated record. The coding region runs from base 123 to 2666 and encodes 847 amino acids.